Messenger RNA from Acanthoscelides obtectus, 642 nucleotides. The record is from the annotation of a GenBank genome assembly. NCBI's taxonomy places the organism in Eukaryota, Metazoa, Arthropoda, Insecta, Coleoptera, Chrysomelidae.
AUGACAGAUCAUCAACUCGAUUUCAACAUGGUGGCAUCAACUAAACUGUACGACUCAAAUUAUUGUAGGCUAUGUGGAGAAAAAAACGAAAAUGGAACUCAAAUUUUCGGAUCUAAAGAAAAUGCUUCAGAUUUAAGCCAACUUAUUAACAAAUAUCUACCAAUUAAGGUCGAAGACGAUAAGAAGUUUCCAACUUCGAUAUGCCCAGGGUGCCAUAUCCAACUGGAAACAACAAAAUUGUUCAUGGACUUAAUAGUAGAAGGUCAAGCUAAGCUAAGGUAUUUGCAUAAUUUGCAACAAAAGUCUUUAAAGCAACAGGAGGCUCAGGUUAAGCAGCUCCUCCAAGGAGUUCUUAUUUUGAAUGAUGAUGGGACAAUGCAACCAUUUGGAGAUGCAGAGGGAAAGCAACUCUUUAUACAAGUGCUUCCAGACAACAAACUCUAUCCAUCGACUCAUAACCUUGCAUUGAAAGCAUUGGGCUUAGAUAAACCAAAAAAAAAAGAGGCAGACCUCCCAAAAAAGAAACUCCACCAGUGGAAGAAAGAGAUGUCCAUGACAGCUCAGCUACCACAGAGGAAAAGGAAGAUGAAGAAAAUAUUGAAGAAGGUGGUCGUAGAAGAAGGAAGAUCAAGGCACCUCUGA